AUGUCCACUUUUUCCACAGCUGCUGUUCCACCUGUAACUGCAACAAAGGAGCCAAAUGUUAUUGACUACAAUGUAACAUUUAUAAUAAAUCGUCCAACAUUCCAAGACAUUGAAUCAAAUUCUUCUAAUCAGACAAGCAUGAUUGCAAAUGAGCUCAAUGAUUUGUUCAAAAACAGCAGCAUAAAUGCUAUGUUCUCGAGCUGCAGAUUUCGUUCAUUCAGCAUGGUCGAUGGUGACAGCAGCACAGUGACAGUGAGAUGCUUCUUCAAAAAUGAUUCUACCAUUCAGGAUGUCAAUAGAGAGCUUGUAUAUCAUGUGUUUGAAAAUAAGACCAAAGAUGUUUCGAUGUUGGGACCGUACAUGUUGGACAGUGACAGCCUCUAUGUAAAUGCUCCAAUUCCACUUGUAACUCCAACAGUGGAACCAAAACUUACUGACUACAAUGUGACAUUUAUUAUAAGCAGUCCAUCAUUCCAAGACAUUGAAUCAAAUUCUUCCAAUCAGACAAGCAUGAUUGAAAAUGAGCUCAGUGACUUGUUCGAAAACAGCAAAAUAAAUGCUACAUUUUCCAGUUGCAGAUUUCAUUCAUUCAGCAUGGUCGCUGGUGACAGCAGUGCAGUGGCAGCAAUAUGUUCCUUCAGAAAUGAAUCUAACAUUCAGGACAUCGACAGAGUAUUUGUGUAUCAUGUGUUUGAAAAUAAGACCAAGAAUGUUUCGAGGUUGGGUCCAUACACACUGGAUAAUGACAGCCUCUAUGUGAAUGGUUACCAUGAGACACGUCUUGUCACCACUGUAAUUCCAACAGUGAAACCAAAAUUUACAGACUAUAAUGUGACAUUUAUUAUAAGCAGUCCAUCAUUCCAAGACAUUGAAUCAAACUCAUCCACUCAGGCAAGGAUGAUUGCAAAUGAGCUCAAUGACCUUUUCAAAAACUGCAGCAUAAAUGCAACAUUCUCCAGUUGCAGAUUUCAUUCAUUCAGCAUGGUCAAUGGUGAGAGCAGCACAGUGACAGCAAUAUGUUCCUUCAGAAACAAUUCCAGCAUACAGGACGUUGAUAGAGAGCUUGUGUACCAUGCGUUUGAAAAUAAGACCAAGGAUGUUUCGAACCUGGGGCCAUACACAUUGUACAAUGACAGCCUCUUUGUCAAUGGUUACCAUGAGGAACGUCUUGUAGCCACUGUAAUUCCGCUUGGAACUCCAACAGUGGAACCAGAACUUACUGACUACAAUGUGACAUUUAUUAUAAAUAAUCCAUCAUUCCAAGACAUUGAAUCAAACUCUUCCAAUCAGACAAGCAUGAUUGCAAAUGAGCUCAAUGAUCUUUUCCAAAACAGCAGUAUAAAUGCCACAUUCUCCAGUUGCAAAUUUCAUUCACUUCGCAUGGCCCAUGGUGACAGCAGCUUAGUGACAGCAAUAUGUUACUUUAAAAACGAUUCUGCCAUUCAGGAUGUUGAUCUGCAGCUUGUGUACCAUGUGUUUGAAAAUAAGACUAAGGAUGUUUUGAGGCUCGGGCCAUACACAUUGGACAAUGACAGCCUCUAUGUGAAUGAUUACCACGACACACGUCUACUAACCACUGUAAUUCCUCUUAUAACUCCAACAGUGAAACCAAAACUUACUGACUACAAUGUGACAUUUAUUAUAAGCAGUCCAUCACUCCAAGACAUUGAAUCAAACUCUUCUAAUCAGACAAGCAUGAUUGUAAAUGAGCUCAAUGACUUGUUCAAAAACAGCAACAUAAAUACUACGUUUUCCAGUUGCAGAUUUCAUUCAUUCAGCAUGGUCGCUGGUGACAGCAGUGCAGUGACAGCAAUAUGUUCCUUCAGAAAUGAUUCUACCAUUCAGGACAUUGAUCGAGUAUUUGUGUAUCAUGUGUUUGAAAAUAAGACCAAGGAUGUUUCGAAGUUGGGGCCACACACAUUGGAUAAUGACAGCCUCUAUGUGAAUGGUUACCAUGAGACACGUCUUGUCACCACUGUAAUUUCAACAGUGAAACCAAAAUUUACAGACUACAAUGUGACAUUUAUUAUAAGCAGUCCAUCAUUCCAAGACAUUGAAUCAAACUCAUCCACUCAGGCAAGGAUGAUUGCAAAUGAGCUCAAUGACCUUUACAAAAACAGGAGCACAAAUGCUACUUUCUCAGGUUGCAGAUUUCAUUCUUUCAGCAUGGUCAAUGGUGAGAGCAGCACAGUGACAGCAAUAUGUUCCUUCAGAAACGAUUCCACCAUACAGGAUGUCAAUAGAGAGCUUGUGUACCAUGCGUUUGAAAAUAAGACCAAGGAUGUUUCGAACCUGGGGCCAUACACAUUGGACAAUGACAGCCUCUUUGUCAAUGGUUACCAUGAGGAACGUCUUGUAACCACUGUAAUUCCGCUUGGAAUUCCAACAGUGGAACCAGAACUUACUGACUACAAUGUGACAUUUAUUAUAAAUAGUCCACCAUUCCAAGGCAUUGAAUCAAACUCUUCCAAUCAGACAAGCAUGAUUGCAAAUGAGCUCAAUGACCUUUUCAAAAACAGCAGCAUAAAUGCCACAUUCUCCAGCUGCAAAUUUCAUUUACUCAGCAUGGCCCAUCAUGACAGCAGCACAGUGACUGCAAUAUGUUACUUUAAAAACGAUUCUGCCAUUCAGGGCAUCGAUAAAGAGCUUGUGUAUCAUUUGUUUGAAAAUAAGACCAAGGAUGUUUCGAAAUUGGGGCCUUACACAUUGGACAAUGACAGCCUCUAUGUGAAUGAUUACCACGAGACACGUCUAGUAACCACUGUAAUUCCUCUUGGAACUCCAACAGUGAAACCAAAACUUACUGACUACAAUGUGACAUUUAUUAUAAGCAGUCCAUCAUUCCAAGACAUUGAAUCAAACUCUUCCACUCAGGCAAGCAUGAUUUCAAAUGAGCUCAAUGACCUUUUCAAAAACAGCAGCAUAAAUGUAACAUUCUCCAGUUGCAGAUUUCAUUCAUUCAGCAUUGUCGAUGGUGACAGCAGCUCAGUGACAGCUACAUGUUUCUUCAAAAAUGAUUCCACCAUUCAGGACGUCGAUAGAGAGCUUGUAUAUCAUGUGUUUGAAAAUAAGACCAAGGAUGUUUUGAAAUUGGGGCCAUACACAUUGGACAAUGACAGCCUCUAUGUGAAUGAUUACCACGAAUCACAUCUUGCAAGCACUGCAACCCCUGUUGUAAGUGUGACAGUGACUUCAGACAAGAAACUGAAACCUGUUAACUAUAACGUGACCUUCAUUAUAAAUAAUCCAGGAUUUGAACACAUUCAGUCAAACUCCAUAUUCGGAGCCAUGAAAAUUGGAAACAUGCUAAACCACCUAUUUAAAAAUAGCAGCAUUAAAGCGACGUUCUCACGUUGUUCAGUACAUAUACUCAGUAUGAUCAAUGGUGACAGAAGCAGAGUGACAGCAAUCUGUGCAUUCAAGCCUUAUCCUGAAAUUCAACAUGUUGAUAGAAUACUUGUGUAUCAUGUGUUUGAAAACAAAACCAAAGACAUUUCUAACUUGGGACCCUAUACAUUGGAUAGUGACAGCCUCUAUGUAAAUGAUUAUCAUGAAACACUCCCACUCAUCACGGAACCACCAAUCGUACCUGAAGCAAAUAAUCCAAUUCAGAGCCAGAGGCCAUCCAGUUUUAAUGUUACUUUCACCAUUGAUAAUUUGCCGCUUAUAGAGCAGCUACAUGAUGAAACAUCAGAACUAUACAAGUCUGCAUCAAAUAUUGUUACUCAUAAGCUGAAUGAAUUAUAUCGUGGAAGCAAGAUAAAAGCAGCAUUUUCAAAAUGUACAGUUGGCUCUUUAAGUGAAACAACCAGUCAGAAGACCAAAGUGUAUGCAAUGUGCACUUUUAACAAUAAUUCUACUGCAUGGAAAGUCGAUAGAGUUAUUGCAUACCACCAGUUCAGUUACAACACAAUGAACAUCACUACUUUGGAACCUUAUUCUCUGGACCCGAACAGUCUCUAUGUAGAUGACUACCAUGAAUCAACACCUACAAUCAUACAAGCACCAAAUCAGAAGCAAGAGUCUGGAUUUAAUGUGACCUUCACAAUAAUAAAUUUGCCAUACAUAGAAGAAUUACAUGUCAACACGUCACGUUUGUACAGAUCAGCAUCAACUAUCAUUACUUACAAUCUGAAUACCAUGUUUGAUAACGGUGAUAUAAAAACUGCAUUUACAGACUGCAGAGUAAUUUCCCUAAGUGGGACAAGCAACAAGAUGACCAAAGUGUAUGCAAUCUGUAGCUUCAGAAAUAACUCUGCUGCAGAGCAAGUUGAUAGAGUUACUGUAUACCGUCAGUUCAAUUACAAGACAAAGAACAUCACUACAUUGAGACCUUAUUUUCUGGACAGGAACAGUCUCUAUGUGAAUGAUUAUCAUGAAUCAACACCUCCAAAUGGAGCACCAAAUCAGGAACCCGGGUUUAAUGUUACCUUCAUUGUUACCAAUUUGCCAUUCAUUGAAUUACUACAUGACAACACAUCACAGCUCUACCAAACAACAUUAUCCAUUAUUGCUAAUGAGCUUGAUGUAAUGUUCAGAAAGAGUGAUAUAAGCAGUGUGUUUGCAGACUGCAGAGUAAUGUCCUUAAGUGCUACAAACAGUCAGAUGACAAAUGUUUAUGCAGUUUGUUCGUUUAAGAAUAAGUCUGAUACAGAACAAGUUGAUCGAGUCACUGUGUACCACCAGUUCAAUUACGAAACGGAAAACAUCACUAAACUGGGAGCUUUUUCAUUGGACAGGUCCAGUCUCUAUGUAAAUGACUACCAUGAAUCAAUGCCUGUCUCCACACAAAUUCCAAUUCAGCAGCCGUCUCCAGAUGGGUUUAAUGUGACCUUCACUGUCACCAGUUUGCCAUUUGUAGAAUCUUUUUCUGACAACACGUCAAAGCUGUACCAAUCAGCAUCAACUACCCUCGCUUAUGAGCUCAACAUACUGUACAGUAAGAGUGAUAUAAGCACUGAAUUUACAAACUGCAAAGUAAUGUCCUUAAGUGCAACGAUGAGUGAGAUGACCAAAGUUUAUGCAAUUUGUUACUUCAACGAUAAGUCUGCUGAAGAACAAAUUGAUCGAGUUACAGUGUACUACCAGUUCAAUUACAGCACAGAAAACAUCACUAAACUGGGAAUUUAUUCAUUGGACAGAACCAGUCUCUAUGUAAAUGGCUAUCAUGAAUCAAUAUCUCCAACCAUGGAUGCGCCAAAUCACGACCAAUUGCCACCUGAGUUAAACGUGACUUUCAUUGUAACCAAUUUGCCAUUCAUGGAAUCAUUACAUGACCAUACAUCACCACUGUAUAAAUCAGCAUCAUCGAUUAUUACUUCUGAGCUCAACUUAAUGUACAGUAAGAGUGAUAUAAGCUCUGAGUUUACAGACUGUAAAGUAAUCUGCUUAAGUGCUGCAAGCAAUCAGAAGACCAGAGUGUUUGCAAAUUGUUCCUUCAACAAUAUAUCCGCUGGACAAGUCAAUAGAAUUACUGUAUAUCAUCAGUUCAAUUCCAACACCAAUAACAUCACUGAAUUGGGACCUUAUUCUUUGGACAAAAACAGUCUCUAUGUAAAUGGCUACCAGGAAACAACGGCUUCAAAUGAUGAACCACCCAUCAUGCCUGUGACACAAAAUCCAAUUGAGAGUCAGAAACCUUUGUGCUUCAAUGUGUCUUUUGCCAUCACAAACCUACCACUCAAUCCAGCUCUAUUCGAUACCAGUUCACUAUUGCAUCUGUCUGCAUCGAGAACUAUCGUUGAACAGCUCAAUGAAUUGUAUCGCAACAGCAAAAUAAAUGCAGCAUUUUUACAAUGUGCAAUCACCUCUUUAAGUGCUACAAAUGAGAUUUAUGUCAAAGUGCAAGCUGCUUGUGCUUUCAAAAAUGGUCCUCAGAAAGUUGAUGAAGUUACUGUGAAGCAGGCAUUCCAAGAAAGAACAAACAAUACCUCAACUCUAACAACGUACACACUUGAGAGCAACAGUCUCUUGAUAACUGGUUGUGAGCAACUGAAAACCACUGUGGAACCUGCUACAGCAGUAGAACAAGAGCUGCCAGUAAUUUCAGCGAAACAAGGAGAUCUCACCUUUGCAGUUAACUUUACAGUAAUAAACCACAAUUUUACCGACGGACUCCAAAUUCCAACUUCCACUGAAUACAAACACAUGACAAGCAAUCUGAUUAGAAAUCUCUCAAAUUUAUUUGAGAACAGCAUGUUAAAGGACAGUUAUACGUUUUGCCAUGUUACCAGUUUAAGUCCAGGGUCAAUCAAGGUUUCCACUUCUUGCCACUUUGAUCCUUCAAAAUCAACCAGACGAAUCCUUGCAACAGAACUGAGAUCAGAAUUUGAUGCAGGAACAAAUGGAUCAAGAUGGCUUGGCAGAGCAUUUCAACUUAGAAGUGAUAGUGUAUCUGUGGAAGCUAUGGCUCCUGUCUUCUCUGAUCGAUUUGAAUUACCGUAUUGGGCCAUCAUAGUUAUUGUAUUUGCCAUCCUGCUUGCUCUGUUCCUCAUUACAGUUUUAGGCCUUCUGAUUGCCUUAUGCAUAAGGAACAGGUUUACUGGUUUCUACAACAUGUUACAAGAUCCGUUUGGAAUCUACUAUACACAUCUGGAGGGAAAAUAGUGGUUCUAUGGCAAUUCAACAUUACAAUGAUGACUAAUAAGAGAUGAACAGAUUAAUCUUCACGGCGGGAUUGAAAUGAAAAUCAAU
Molecule: messenger RNA, 6693 nt
Organism: Stegostoma tigrinum
Lineage: Eukaryota; Metazoa; Chordata; Chondrichthyes; Orectolobiformes; Stegostomatidae
Product: mucin-16-like
Exons: 63
Coding region: 1-6606 (2201 amino acids)
Source: RefSeq, a predicted model, not a curated record